Messenger RNA from Adineta ricciae, 1542 nucleotides. The record is from the annotation of a GenBank genome assembly. Lineage: Eukaryota; Metazoa; Rotifera; Eurotatoria; Adinetida; Adinetidae.
AUGAAACGAUUGGCUAUUGUUCUCUUUCGAUAUGAUUUACGUUUGCAUGAUAAUGAAUUACUUGUCUGGGCACAUGCAAACCAUGAUUAUGUCAUUCAUACAUAUUGUUUUGAUCCAAGACAAAUCACGGAUAAAACAUAUAAAUGCGAUCUUGUCAAAUGUGACAAAUAUCGAUUGAAAUUUCUUAUUGAAACUAUUGAAGAUCUCAAUAUAUCGUUAGUCAAUAGGGGAAGUGAUCUUCAUACGUAUCGCGAUACACCCGAGAACGUUCUUGGACAGUUGGUUCAACAGUUCAAGGGUCAGUAUGAGAUUUCAAUUGGUUAUCAUCAAGAAGCCACAAAGGAAGAAACCGACGUGGAAAAAGCCAUUCAGCAACUAGCAAAAGAUAAUAACCUACACGUGAAAGAAUUUUGGACAUCGACAUUGUAUCAUCCAGAUGACCUACCAUACAAUAAUCCAAAAGCUUUUCCAGAUGUAUUUACACAACUUCGAGUAGCACUGGAAAAACAACAUGUUCAAGUGCGGCGUUUGGUAAACCCACCUAAUGCAUUUAAAUCAUCACCAGAUGGAUUCCCAAAAACAACUAUACCAAGUUUACUUGAUUUUGGAUAUACAAAUGCUACUUUACAUUCGAAUAGUGUGUUUAUAUUGAAAGGUGGAGAAUCGUCAGGUUUGGCUCAUCUUCAUAGUUAUAUUUGGGAGAAAAAUUUAGUUCAGUCUUACAAACAAACACGGAAUAGUUUAACUGGUCCGGAGAAUACAACAAAAUUCUCAGCAUGGUUAGCGAAUGGAUCUUUAUCUCCACGUCAAAUCUUUUUCGAACUAAAAAACUACGAAAAUCAUCAAGGCCAACGUGAUGCUGGAUAUUGGAUUAUAUUCGAAUUGCUUUGGCGUGAUUUUUUCAAAUUCAUUGCCAUGAAAUAUGGCACUCGUUUGUUUUAUAGUCGAGGCCUCCGACAAGAACCUUAUGUCUGGAAGCAUGACAUCAAAGAAUAUGAAGCUUGGAAAACGGGUAAUACUGGUAUCCCAUUCGUUGAUGCGAAUAUGCGAGAAAUUAUGGCCACUGGUUGGAUGUCGAAUCGUGGAAGACAAAAUGUAGCAAGUUUCCUUACGAAAGAUUUAGGAAUUGAUUGGAGAUAUGGUGCUGUAUGGUUUGAAUCAAUUCUAAUUGACCAUGAUGUGUGUUCUAAUUAUGGUAAUUGGAUCUAUGUUGCCGGUAUUGGUAAUGAUCCACGAGAAAAUCGUCAUUUCAACAUGGUUAAACAAGGAUUCGAUUACGAUCCUGAUGGUGUUUUCAUUCGCACAUGGUGCCCUGAAUUAGCCCAAUUAUCUAACGAAUACAUUCAAACGCCAUGGUUAGCACCGACGCACGUUCUUGCAGAGGCAGGGAUUGAACUUGGUGUGAAUUAUCCUCGUCCAAUGCUUGUCGUUCCUCAAUGGAAUCAACAGUUUAAAAACCGGCGAACGGCAACUCAAAAUCAACAUCACACGCAACAACGUGGAAUUAAUUUCUACUUUCGAAAUCACGAUAAACGACAAUAG